Messenger RNA from Brassicogethes aeneus, 2475 nucleotides. NCBI's taxonomy places the organism in Eukaryota, Metazoa, Arthropoda, Insecta, Coleoptera, Nitidulidae. The record is from the annotation of a GenBank genome assembly.
CGGCAGGUCUGGGUCCACGCGCGGCAAAUUAUAAAAAGUUGCGCCCGCGAUCGCGUACGCUUAGUCCACUGCAACGCGCCGCGACAAACAAACCACGGUCGCAAACAACUGAAUGCUGCGAUUUGAAUUUACCGAUCAAAAACGCGACGUGGUGAAGUUUUUAAAUUAUUUUGUUUUACGAUUUUUCAUUUUGGCAACAUGAAAUUGGCUGUUCUAGUUUGUUUUGCCGUUUUGUGCCUGUCUGAAGACGCCUUUACCGCCUCCGGUUCAAAUAACAACGCACUGUUUUACCUACAAAAGUUUGGUUAUAUUGAAAAGAAGAGCUCGGAACACAGCGCGGACCUUUUGGACGAAAGGAGCUACACCAAAGCUAUAAAGGACUUCCAAAACUUUGCCGGUCUCGAGGUCACAGGAAUCGCCGAUGACGAAACGCUAAAGGCAAUGGACCUGCCUAGAUGCGGGGUGAAAGACAAAAUAGGAACUGGAGAGAGACAAAAAAGAUACGCUCUACAAGGUAGUAGAUGGAAAGUAAAGGAUCUCACAUACAAAAUAUCCAAAUACCCAAGAAAACUGGAGAAAAAGGAUGUGGACAAAGAAAUUUACAGAGCUUUUUCCGUAUGGUCCGACUUUACUGAUCUCACUUUUACACCUUCCAAAGGGCAAGUUCACAUAGAAAUUAGAUUUGAAAGUGGAGAACACGGUGACGGUGAUCCUUUUGAUGGACCUGGUGGUACCUUGGCUCACGCAUAUUUCCCAGUUUUUGGUGGAGAUGCUCACUUCGAUAACUCCGAGCAAUGGUCAAUCAACAGCUACAGGGGUACCAACUUAUUCCAAGUGGCAGCUCACGAGUUCGGUCAUUCGUUAGGACUGAGUCAUUCCGACGUUAGGGAAGCUCUAAUGGCUCCUUUCUACAGGGGCUACGACCCAACCUUCCAGCUACAUAUCGACGAUGUACAGGGUAUUCAAGCUUUAUACGGCAAAAAGACUAAAAAUAAUGCACCUGGAAUUCCUGAAGAUGAUAACGAUGAUGAUGAUGACUUUGAUCAUGAAGGAAACACUCCAUCAGUUUCCAAGGUGAACCCUGACGAAUCCCUGUGCAAGGACCCGAAGAUCGACGCGAUCUUCAACUCGCCGGAAGGCAACACCUACGUGUUCAAGGGCAACAAAUACUGGCGGCUGACCGAGGAAAGCGUGGCGCCCGGUUACCCCAAACUCAUAUCCAGCGGAUGGCCGGGUUUGACGGGCAACAUCGACGCCGCCUUCACCUACAAAAACGGCAAGACGUACUUCUUCAAGGGCUCGAAGUAUUGGCGGUACAAGGGCCGGAAGAUGGACGGCAUCUACCCGAAGGAGAUCGCGGAAGGCUUCACCGGCAUCCCCGACGAUCUAGAUGCGGCCCUGGUGUGGAGCGGGAACGGGAAGAUUUACUUCUACAAAGGGUUCAAGUUCUGGAGGUUCGAUCCCACCCAAAGGCCGCCGGUGAAGAGCACGUAUCCCAAGAUGAUCUCCAACUGGGAGGGAUUGCCCGACAAUCUGGAUGCUGCCUUCCAGUGGACCAACGGCUACACCUACUUCUUCAAAGGAAACGCUUAUUACAGGUUUAACGAUAGGGCGUUUGCAGUGGACGCAGUUGAACCGAAAUUCCCCAGGGCGACGGCCUAUUGGUGGUUCGGGUGCACUGACGCGCCGAAAGGCACCAUAGGAACAAGUGAGGCUCGCCGCGGAUGGUUGCUUGAUGGGGAGAGCUUUUCCGGCGAAAUACGCGACACGCAAGAUGCAGCUGCUCAUGUAAAUCCUGAUAUGCCCGAGCUGGACAACUCAGGAAGUGAAAAAAAUCACGGUGGAAGGCAUAAGCCACUUCCAAUGUCGAUACUAGUGACUUUACUAACGCUAACAAUAUUUAGUUUUUUAAUCAAAUAAAGUGAUUUGUUCGUUUUAUAAACGAAUUAAGCUUUGACUGAGGACUUUAUAAAAUUGUGUGAUAGACAGACGACCUUUUUAUAGUAUAAAUAGUUUUAAUCAUAAGUAAACAUAGCUUAAGCCAUUAAACUAUGAUUUAUUGUGUAAAGCGACAUACCUCGUAACUCCUGUGCUGUAUUAUAAAUGUAUUUUAGGUUGCCUAACUGUUGUUUCUACCUGUUUAGGACAGGUGAAUUUUGUCGAACCAAAUAACGUAUUGCCUUAAAUUUAUACUAUAAAAGAGUGAACUGUAUAUAUUUUAGCUUUACAAUUUUAGUGGAUACGAUCUUAUUAACUAUUAAAAUAUAACUACCUACCUAAUUUAAAAUCGUUCAUAUUUGUAAAAACAGUUGUUAAGCCAGCAAUGCAAAGUAUUUAGUAAAUUUAUGGUUUUGUAGGUUUGUUAAAUACCUUUCAUUGCUGACAAUGUAAGUAUUUGUGUUAUUUAAAUUUUUUUGUAAAUUUCUUUAUUAAAAAUAUAUCUUCCCAAAUAAGCAAUAAAUAUAUUUUAAAUAA